Frankliniella occidentalis (western flower thrips) is the source of this 610-nucleotide messenger RNA. RefSeq names its product oocyte zinc finger protein XlCOF6.1-like. NCBI's taxonomy places the organism in Eukaryota, Metazoa, Arthropoda, Insecta, Thysanoptera, Thripidae. The annotation marks the transcript as partial. The transcript has a single exon. The record is from RefSeq and is a predicted model, not a curated record.
CCAGGUCUGAAUCUUGUGAACAGUGAUGUUCUAGCUUGUUGCUCACCUUUAAAUUCACAAGUGUCCAGCCUAAUCAAUGGAGAAUAUGGACAUGGUGCAGGUCAAUUUCAGUGUAGUGACUGUGGAAAACGUUACAGCUAUCAAUCUACCCUUCGGCGUCACGUGAAGCUUGAAUGUGGAAAGACACCUCAGUUUUACUGUGAUCAUUGUUCUUAUAAAACUAAACGUAAAUGUGACCUUCUUAGGCAUUAUGGAACGCAGCACCAGGUAGUUGUUGUGGAUAUGAAGACCUGAAGGUGGUUCUUUCUCUGACAAGUCUCUUUACAUACAUUUUUUUAAAUGUGACUUAUGUGAUUGUUUAGAUUUGUGCUGUCAUUUUCAGGGUGAAGUACCUGUUUUGUCGUGAUAUGCUUGUUAUGUACAGGAUAUCUGUUUUGCCCCGUUUUAGCAAAUGUGUAUUCUACCCAGCAUGCAAUCACAUGGAGGAUACAGGCUAGUAUACACACUCGCUCCAAUGGGCAAAGAGAGCACCCUGUAUUUUGAGCCAUGUACUGUCCACUGUACCCACAUUUUGUGCAUCACAAUAAAAUAAAGUGUGGAUGUGCAAAAA